AUGCAGGGCACCGAGAGCCGCAUGCAAGGCUACAAAAUCACGUUGCUGUUUUGUGUGUGCGUGUGGGCAGUGACCGCAGACGUCGCUCACAUCAAAGCUACUAAAGCGAAGUUACUGGGAAGAUUAGCUAGUAAAGGAAGACAUCACAAGCGUGGCAUCUUAUCUUCUAUCCCGCCAUUCAAACUCGGCCAUGACAUACCUCAUGUGACACAUUCAGUACUCAAACCAUUAGUAGUAAAUUACCCUCCAACUGCUGCUGUUGCGGCUGUUAAGAUACCAAUACCUCACCCUCCCCAUUUUCCGGUGCCUGUAGGCCACAGAGUCCCUGGCUUACCUCAUCCGCACUAUGGACUCAAAUUUCCUCACACUAAGUACUUAGCAAAACCUGACCAUCAUUACCAUCAUCAUCAUCAUCACGUAGAGCCUAGGCCUAUAAUCCCUCCAACUCCUAUCACACACAUUGCUCCUGCUCCUCCUGUAGUACCUACAGCUCCGGUAAUACCCGCGGCCCCCAUUUCACCAGUUCCGCGACCAACUAUCGCAACCGCUCAACCAGUUCCAGUGCCACUACCCCAUGCACUUCCAGUACCCGCUCCACCGGUACCUAUUUUGCCACCAAAUCAUUUGCAUUUGAAACCUCUUCUUCCUGCUGCUGCUGUACCGUUAGCACGAGCUCCAGUUUUACCAUCACCAAUUUUACCCUUCAGUCAGCCCUUCCCUUACGUUAUUCGCCCUGGUGGAUCUGUUCAAACUUCUGUAUUUGCCACGUACCCAAGAUAUCCUCUGAUCAAUAGUUAUCAAGCUCCGCUCUUUCCUGUAGGACCCUCCGCUUCAGGUAUACAUUCCAUUUCACAAUUUCUAGUCCCACGACCACAAUUUAAUCCAUACAAUUUAGUCCAGCAUGCAGUAGGUCAGCACGGUGUUAUAGAACAGCACACACCUAAUGUUGUGGUUGAACAAACUCCAACAUUGGUACAUCCGACUCAAGUAGUGCCACAGCCUGGUGUUCAUUUACAUCCAAGCCCUGAUGUCUUACCUCAACCAGGUUUCCACUUACAUCCUACCGAAGAAACUCUACAUCAAACUGGGUUCCAUUUACAUCCUACUCAAGAAGCUUUACCACAACCAGGGUUCCAUUUACAACAAUCACCCGAAGCACAGCCUGGAUUCCAUUUACACCCGACACAAGAAACAUUACCACAACCCGAUUUUCAUUUACAUCCAACACAAGAACCUCAACCUGGUUUCCAUUUACAUACGACACAAGAACCUCAACCUGGUUUCCAUUUACAUCCUACGCAAGUUGGACAGCACACAGUUCCUUUGGAUCACGACGGUUGGUCACCAGUAGCACCGCAGUCUCACGACUUAGCUUCAUCUCAUGAGGGACAUUAUCCCCAACAAGGUCACCACUUCACCCAGGAACAAGGUACUCAAGUGUUUGAGCAUCAUACUGGUAAUGAACACUACGAUUACCAACAUCAACUUCAGCACCAUAUUCAGCAACAGAUAGAACAAGCACAAUAUGAGCAAAACCUGCAUAAUCAACAUCAGCCAUCGCAAGAGUAUGGGGUGCCCCAGCAGCUUGAUUUUGCGCAAAAUGGCCUAGAAUAUGCCCAACACGCACAAGAUUUUGGACAUAAUUUAGCACAUCUAGGUCAAGAGUACGGCCUGCCGCAACAAGGCGCAGAGGGUAGAAAUUCUGAUGACAGUGAGCAACAGCAGUUUCACAACCACAUACCGCUAGGUCUCCAGCCACCCAUCGACAGGCCAUUGGACCCUUUCCAAUAGUUACGCCUAUAAUUGUAUAGUUAGUAACUUAAUUUAAUCGCUGACGGCUAUAAUUACUUGGUUUCUUUUAUAUAGAUAUGUUAAAUCUGUCUUUGAUUUGGCAUUGUUGUAUAUGCUAAGUUAACAAAUUUCUUUGAUAAUGAAUCUAUUUCGGCGUCAGCGUCAAAGUGUUGAAGCGAUUGUCUGACUGCAUUUAUGCGGUGUCGCUACCUCGUCUAAUAGAAUUGUGAUAAGCUUAAAAAAGGUAAAAGAUAAAAUUUAACGUCGUAGGGACCAAAGUUUGUGUGUAAAUAUGAUCGGGUUUAAGUUAUUAAGUUGUAGAUAUUAGUUGCGAAGUUUGUAUUAUGUAAAAAUUGCCUGAUUGCUAUCGACAUAUGAGUAUUAUUAACAUAGCACUAAGUUUAUUUAUUGUAAACCACGAUGUAUUAUUAAAAGAACGUAACAUA
Molecule: messenger RNA, 2237 nt
Organism: Melitaea cinxia (Glanville fritillary)
Lineage: Eukaryota; Metazoa; Arthropoda; Insecta; Lepidoptera; Nymphalidae
Product: serine/threonine-protein kinase WNK2-like
Exons: 3
Coding region: 1-1791 (596 amino acids)
Source: RefSeq, a predicted model, not a curated record